Acipenser ruthenus (sterlet) is the source of this 2842-nucleotide messenger RNA. RefSeq names its product U5 small nuclear ribonucleoprotein 40 kDa protein. Gene Ontology annotation, cellular component: catalytic step 2 spliceosome. Gene Ontology annotation, molecular function: RNA binding; protein binding. Bases 151 to 1200 code for a protein of 349 amino acids. The transcript is spliced from 10 exons. Lineage: Eukaryota; Metazoa; Chordata; Actinopteri; Acipenseriformes; Acipenseridae. The record is from RefSeq and is a predicted model, not a curated record.
GGAGGCUCGCAGGCGGGAGUUGAUGUGCGCGAGUGCUUGUGGGUGCUCGUGGAGAGUCUGUUGCUGCGCUGAGAGAGACGGGAGCUGGUGACGGGGCUUUGUUUGGAUCAUUUGAAUUAAAAGUUUUCUUUAUUUAAGUAUUAAAGAGACAUGAUUGAGCCCAAGAAAAGGAAAGGCCCCGGGCCCAACGAGAUGGCCCUGGUUCCGGCCUUGAAGAAACCGCGCAGUGAGAUGGCGGCUCCGGGACAGCAGCAGCUCAUGCCGAUGGGCCCCCCCAGGAGCUCCAGUUUGCAGGCACCGAUCAUGCUUCUCUGUGGACACGAGGGAGAAGUUCACUGCUGCAAGUUUCAUCCCAAUGGUGCUACCCUGGCAUCAGCUGGAUUCGACAGACUCAUCUUGAUGUGGAAUGUCUAUGGUGACUGUGAUAACUUCGCCACACUCAAGGGCCACAGCGGGGCUGUCAUGGAGUUGCAUUACAAUACAGAUGGCAGCUUGCUGUUCUCAGCUUCCACAGAUAAGACGGUGGGGGUGUGGGACAGCGAGACGGGUGAGAGGAUGAAGAGGCUGAAGGGACACACAUCGUUCGUGAACUCCUGCUACCCGGCCAGGCGCGGCCCACAGGUCGUCUGCACAGGCAGCGACGACGGCACAGUUAAACUUUGGGAUAUCCGUAAGAAAGCUGCUGUGCACACGUUCCAGAACACCUACCAGGUCCUCUCCGUCACAUUCAACGACACCAGCGACCAGAUCAUAUCCGGAGGGAUUGACAAUGACAUCAAGGUGUGGGACCUGCGACAGAACAAGCUGAUUUACACGAUGCGCGGCCACGCUGACUCUCUGACUGGACUCAGCCUGAGCUCAGAGGGCUCCUACCUGCUCUCCAACUCCAUGGACAACACAGUUCGUAUCUGGGACGUACGCCCUUUUGCACCAAAAGAAAGGUGUCUGAAGAUAUUCCAAGGAAGCAUUCACAACUUUGAAAAGAACCUUCUAAGAUGUUCUUGGUCUCCAGAUGGGAGCAAAAUAGCAGCAGGGUCUGCAGACAGGUUUGUGUACGUGUGGGACACCACUUCCCGGAGGAUCCUCUACAAGCUGCCUGGUCACGCCGGCUCUGUGAACGAGGUCGCCUUCCACCCUGAGGAGCCUAUUGUUCUUUCAGGAUCCAGUGACAAAAGGCUGUACAUGGGAGAGAUCCAGUAGCGUGCCAUGGGGAAGGAUGGAUACUGUGAGAUCUUUCAGUUGCCCUAAAGAAUCUGAGGAAUGUCUCGCUCAGUAGCGGCACAUCCACUUGAAUUGCAGACUGCCUCGGAGUGCAAGAACAGCCAUUGGUUCUGUAUUCACUGUCAUUGGAAGCAGCUGGAAUAACCGGCUGAUCGCUCGCCUAAAAGGACCUCCUUUUUGGAACUGUCUUUUUGACCCCUGUCCUCCCUCUUUCCUAGAUAAUUGUGAUGGAAAGAAAAUGGUCAGUAAAAUAUGAUUGUCUGGCCAUGUGACCUGCCUGUGCAAGCUGGUCUCCUAUCCACGCAAAUGACAGGAAAUGUUUUUGAGUUUCUGUACUCAUGUCUGGGUUCUGUUUAAUUUGAAGCUUCCUUUUGUUUUUGGUGGGGGAGAAUGUUAGUCCAAUGCAUUUUCUUCCCUUUUUGUUUUUUUAAUAGUAGAAUGCAGAUCCUGUGCUAUUCGAUUCAAUUUCCAGACAUGGAAUGACCCAAGUUUUAGUUGAAACAUAUUUGUAUUAAAUAAGCUGAGGGCUUCUAACAGUAUAAUGUCUUUAUAGCACAGAAUAGAGGCUUCAUUAAUUUUAGUCUGUGCUUGCACACCAUCACUAUUCAUCUGCACCACUUCUUCUCUUGGGUCUAAACCGCUUCAAUCCCUUAAGAUUUCAUUUUAAAGCGCCACCCCCCCCCCAACCCUCUUUACCUCUUCCAUUCCCACUGCAGCCUAAUCUGUUGCUGACGAGGGAGAGAAUUUGGCUGGCGGAUGUCCGAGGUUGUGUCAAGCUAAAUAAAUGCCUGUUCAGUUUUUAGCUCUGAGGUCCAUUUCCAUACCUUAUUUCCUUUAUCAGAUGCUCCUGCCAUCACGCCUGCCAGAUUCCCUUCAUGUGCUGCAGGUAUUGGGACCCCUUCUGUUAAACCUCUGUCUCCGACUAGUUACACUCGUAACCCUUUGUAAUAUUUCAGGACUGGGUUGAGAUGUGGGGGUUCUUUUACAUGUUUCACAGGAAGGGAAUUUGAAUUGGUUUCUCCUCCUGAGCUGCAGUGGAAAUAGCAUAAAAAUACUAAAUGCUGUACAAAAACAAGGGACUUAAGAAUCUAAUGUGAUGAGUUAUUAUAUAUAUAUAAUGCUUUUGAUUACUAUCCGCUUAUCUGCGAGUGCUGAAAACUGUGAAGUUAGAUGAAUGCACUCCAACAUGUGGAGAACACGCACCAUGCAGAUCAGUGUUUUCCAAGCACACAUACAAGUGAUUACUCAACACCAAAUGAGUAGUGACAGUAUUUCUUGCAGAGGUCUGUUGGGAAAUGCACUUCAAUAGUAAUUGGGAGUGAAUCUGCUUACUGGGAGGAUGAAUGUUGAAGGAACGGUCCCCUGAUUCCUCCCCUCACACUGCAGGGUUAGUUUACAAAGGAUCUACAGUACGUAUGGGGUUUGAAAUGAAGCCUCUCUGUUUGCGGUGCCACUCUGCGCAAUAGCAAAAAAAAAAAAUUAAUGUCCAAGUCUGAGCAAAGGCACUCUGACUUUUAUAUUAACUAGAGAACUGUGCCAGUGGCCUGGGUUACAUUUUGUGUGAACCAAAACCUUUUUUUAUAUGUGAAAGAAUAAAUGGCAGUUUUUUUUUUCACCAAAA